CGAUGAUGCAUGGCAUGGUAUAAUUCGAGAAGGGGCGCAGGACACCCCAUGCAUGCAGGUGCAGCCACAGGCGGGGGAAUAGUCCCUUUCGCAAUGCGCUCUCCUUGCGAAUGAUGGCAUAAAAGACGGGUCGAGUUUUCGAGUCCCUCGACCUCUUCGCAAUCCGAAACCAACGAAAUCCUCAUUCGCAACUCGCAAACAAAACAAAGGCUUCUACAAACCCACCAACCACCAACCUCUUUAACAACAACCAACCGCAACAAUGGCCUCCCGUAUGCCCACCCGUCUCUUCUCCACCUCCCGCCAAGUCCUCAACAACUCGUCGAGCAACCCCAUCAAGGCGGCUGCCGAGGCCGUCAAGAAAGCCGCGCAAGCCUUUAAGGAGGACGGCAAGAUCGGCCAGAAGUUCACCCCGCAAGGAUCAGUUGGCUCCACGGCAGAAGCCGUCGGCGGACCUUUCACUCGUGACGGCGCCAUCGGCAAGCAAUUCACCACCGACGGCGCAAUUGGCGGCACCGGACAGAAGGUUGCCCAAGCUACCGAGUCUGCUGCCCGGGAUGUCGAGCGCAAGCCUACCUCCGAAAACGCCUCGUACACCGCUUCCCAGACCGCUGAACGUGCUGGAAGGAACGUUAAGAGAACUGCCGAAGAUGCCGCGAUUGGAACAAAGAGGGGCGCUGAGGACGUGAACGACAAGACCAAGCAGUGGGGAAAGAAGUUAUAAACGAUGGAGUGAGGAGUUUUUGGAUGGAGAAAUACACUCGAUAUACCCGCCGUACCGCCACCCCUUCCUUCCCGACAACACUGUAGUUUAGGUUACCUCGCUGAUCUGUUUACCAUCCUCACUGCACCCUCGCACCCCCCAUAUAUCUUAACUAGCCUUUCUGAAUAACAACAUGGCCAAUUUUGAUCCAAUAAGCGCUCUCAUGCGCUUCGGUCUUGCGCUGUUAACGUAGUUUGAAGUUUGAAACGUCCGUUAGUAACGAUCACUCACGGGCGAAGAACGUGUUGUUUCCUUUUUUGAGUUUUCGGCCG
Molecule: messenger RNA, 1035 nt
Organism: Fimicolochytrium jonesii
Lineage: Eukaryota; Fungi; Chytridiomycota; Chytridiomycetes; Spizellomycetales; Powellomycetaceae
Exons: 1
Coding region: 263-724 (153 amino acids)
Source: RefSeq, a predicted model, not a curated record